AUGAGUAGAAGGCUUUCACGAGAGGAAAAAGGGAAAAAUCCCUGCUUUGAUGCGCACCAAGCCCCCCGUACAGCUCGCGUUAAAGCUCAACUUCCGGAUACUGCCGAGAUCGACAGCAAGUUCUCCCUCACUAUAAUAGGCAGAGUCACAAACCCCUCAGCUCAAAAGAUCUGGCCCCUCAUAUCCUUCUUCACGGAACUUUGGAAAUCUGACGUGAGACCAAUCGGAGCUGAUUUAGGCAAUGGCCUCUUCCAAUUCCAGUUCGAACGCGAAGCUGACCUAUUGCAAGUUCUUGACAAAAGACCAUACCAUUUCUCAAGAUGGAUGGUGAUAGUUCAAAGAUGGGAACCUACAACCUCAAUAUCAUUCCCAUCACUAAUCCCCUUUUGGAUAAAGGUGCAGGGCAUACCAAUCCAUCUGUGGAAUGAAGGGACUGUGAGAAGCAUUGGAGAAGACAUUGGGUCAUCGAAUACCCAAGACGAAGUGGUUGCUACACUGAAAUAUGAAAGACUUGAGAAGCACUGCUCAAAGUGUUUUCGAUUAGAUCAUGAACUGAAGGAUUGCUUAGAAGCCAAGCACCAAAACAAAGCGCGCUCGGCAGCGCAAGAAGCUAAUCAACAGAAACAACUCUCCGACUUCUCUGUUAAGGAGACCCGAGACGCUCGAGACAGAGAACCACGAGGAAACUUUACAUUUCAAUCCUCUGCUUCCAAUAAUGCUGAGACACAGGAAAGGAAAACCUCCAAAGACACGAGGGAAAUCUCAAGCCAUAGAGCCUAUAAGCCUCAGUCAAAGGAAUGGGAGGAAAGAGGAUCCUUUAGACGAUCACAUCAAACCAGAGACCGUAAUUUUGGAAUUGAUGACAGAUACCAUCGACCAUCGAGGGAUCACAGCCAAAGAUACCUUGUAAACCAAGGAAGAAGCUAUUACAGAGAAAUCCCCAGGAGAGCCAAUGACUCCAUAGAAAUGGGAUCGCUUCCCCUAAAGCAUGCAACUGAGACAUCUGCAAGAGGGGUUCCUCUGCAGAUCUGUCCAACAAACUUACCUCGCGAAGCGGUUCAGGAAGCGCUAGGGGAAGUACGAGAAGCAAUGCUACAAUACACAAAGAGUGCAGACCCAACUGAAAGUGAAGCCCGCAAAGAGAGAAUGCGACAAGCUGAGGAAAAUGGAGAAUUGGAGGAGACUGCAAUCCAAAUGGUCAGAGCUUCAAUAGCGGCAGAAACAGGAAAACAGAGACUGGAACAUGCCAUAUACUCUCCGGAACGAGUCCCAGUGACUCAACGACUGGGCCCCUCUCCAACACCACAAAACUCGAGGCAUCAAACAGGGAGGAAUGAGCAACUUUCUAACUCACUGGAUCGUACCCCUGCUAAUUUAAGGUUGGGACCUGCUGGAUCGGCACAUGUAGAAGCAAUGGAGGUUUCUCCAAUAACAAAUGAACGAGUACCAGCCUCUCUCCGGCUUGGACCCUCUACGGAACCUGGGAGUCAUAAGGAACCGCUUGGUGUACCCUCAGGAGAAAAGAGGAAACCCGGACGUCCCUUGGGUAGAAGGAAAGUUCAAGGCAGCCCAAAGCCGGGUGCAGGAACUGGAUCAAAGAAGAGAAAAGUCACUCAGGCUAAGCCUCCGAUCGCAAGGAGAAAGCUACCUACUGAUCAGAAAACACCAACAAAAACAAAAACAAAAACAAAAGACAAGGCUGGACCGUCAAGAGGAAAUGCCAGGGCCUCAACAUCAACAACAAGCUCGGAGAAUAGGCCACUGUGUAACAUGAUCCCAGCAACUUCAAGGAAGAGGACGGGUUUUCGGACUCCGUCCAUUCCCGGUCCUUAA
Brassica napus (rape) is the source of this 1833-nucleotide messenger RNA. RefSeq lists its product as uncharacterized. Lineage: Eukaryota; Viridiplantae; Streptophyta; Magnoliopsida; Brassicales; Brassicaceae. The transcript has 2 exons. The record is from RefSeq and is a predicted model, not a curated record. Bases 1 to 1833 code for a protein of 610 amino acids.